AUGAAUCACAAUUAUGAUGGUGUUUGUUGGCUAUUGGAAAAAGUGGAUAAAACAGGAGACACUGAUUUUAAUAAAGAAAAGAAGGGAAUUAUUUUGAUUAAUGAUAUGAAUGAUAAACAACUUUUACAUGAUCUUUCAUCAGCUUAUGAAAUUGCAUUGCAGGAA
Messenger RNA from Entrophospora candida, 165 nucleotides. Lineage: Eukaryota; Fungi; Glomeromycota; Glomeromycetes; Entrophosporales; Entrophosporaceae. The record is from the annotation of a GenBank genome assembly.